AUGAAUUCCUCACACAAGAAAAAUGAAUUUGUUCAAAUCAAUACACCAAUAAUAACAACAUCAGAUUGUGAAGGUGGUGAUUGUGGUCGUAAUAGUGUCACUGCUGUACAUAAAACAAAUAUCAUGAAAGCAUCUGAUGGGUUAUUCUUGGAAGCUUGUUAUGAUGUAGCCGUAAAUUAUCCUGAUGUUAAAUUUGAUGAAGUGAUAUUGGAUCGUGCAUGUCUUCAUAUUGUACAAGAUCCAUCGAGAUAUUCUGAUACAGUGAUGGUAAUGCCAAAUUUAUAUGGAGAUAUUAUAUCAGAUAUGUGUGCAGGCCUUAUUGGUGGAUUGGGAUUGACGCCUUCAGGAAAUAUUGGAAAAGAAGCUUCUGUAUUUGAAGCUGUACACGGAACAGCCCCAGAUAUCGCUGGAAAAGCUUUACUCCUUUCGUCAAUAAUGAUGCUUCGACAUAUGAGAUUAUAUGAUCAUGCUACGAAUAUUGAGAAUGCAGUCUUGAAAACAAUUGCUGAUGGCAAAACUCUUACAAGAGAUUUACAUGGCAAUUCUACAAAUUCAGAAUUUACUAAUCAAAUUAUUAAUAAUUUAAGUUGA
Molecule: messenger RNA, 591 nt
Organism: Entrophospora sp. SA101
Lineage: Eukaryota; Fungi; Glomeromycota; Glomeromycetes; Entrophosporales; Entrophosporaceae
Source: the annotation of a GenBank genome assembly